GGUCAUUCCCAGAUUUCUCAUGCCCCGAGAGAUAACAGGAGAGACCGUAGGAGAGGUUAGAGCAGUCUCAGGCAUGCACCAAAGGAAGGCCGAGAUGGCUCGCCAGGCCGACGCCUUCAUCGCUUUGCCCGGUGGUUAUGGGACCCUGGAAGAACUCCUUGAAGUGAUAACCUGGGCUCAGCUAGGAAUCCACGAAAAGCCGGUAGGUCUGUUGAACGUUGAUGGCUACUACAAUUCUCUGCUCUCAUUCAUUGACAAGGCUGUAGAUGAAGGAUUUAUUACACCUGCUGCUCGCCAUAUCAUCAUCUCUGCCCAAACUGCCCAUGAGUUGUUGUGCAAGCUUGAGGAAUACGUGCCGAUGGACGAUGGCGUUGCACCCAAGCUCAGUUGGGAGAUGGAGCAGUUAGGCCACUCGCCAAAGUCAGAGAUCGCCCGUUGACUAAACCGCGUACAUGUCUUGACAAAUACUCGAGCUUGGUCCUUUGUACUUUUUUUUUCCUUUUUUUCUUUGUCUUCCUCUAAUCUGAAUGUCCGCCAGGCAUGUAGUUGAUCCAUAUCUCAUCGUUUACUCUCUCACUUAUGUCUGAUGUGGAGGUGGGUCCCCUCGUGGCUUGUCCCCUUCACCUUCUUUUCCGGGGUUCGACUUUUUUUAUUACAAUGCCACAAAAAUGUAGGUGAACAAGCAGUGCUUCUCUACU
Elaeis guineensis (African oil palm) is the source of this 698-nucleotide messenger RNA. The record is from RefSeq and is a predicted model, not a curated record. Lineage: Eukaryota; Viridiplantae; Streptophyta; Magnoliopsida; Arecales; Arecaceae.